UGGUACGGCAGCACAAUGGGCACGGGGAUUGUGUCAAUCCUGCUCUUCACCUUUUCCGAGACCUACCCCGACUCGCAGGCGCUGUUGUUCCAGCUCAGUGUGUUCUUCUUUGGCCUCAACAUCUUCCUCUACUCCGUCAUCUUGUCCGCCACCGUCCUGCGGUACGUGUUCUACCCAAAGUUCUUCGUCAUGAUGAUCAGCGACCCGGGCCAGGCAAUGUAUCUGGGCACCAUGCCGAUGGGCCUCGCAACGCUCAUCACCAUGACCGUCAACGUCAUCGUCCCGCGCUUCGACACGGCCACGUCGACGGGGUGGGCCACCACGGCGUGGGCAAUCUGGUGGAUUGACGUAGUCAUCAGCCUGGCCUGCGCGCUGGGCGUCCCCUGGCUCGUCCAGACGCGGCACCGCGGCAUUACGGACCUCGAGAAGAUGACGGCCGGCUGGCUCCUGCCCAUCGUGUCGCCCAUCGUGGCCUCCUCGACGGGCAGCGCCGUGGCGUCCGUCCUGUCCCCGCCAGACGCCCUCGUCACGAUCCUGGUGAGCUACGUCAUCCUCGGCACGGGCCUGUGCGCCGCCCUCACCAUCAUCGUCAUCUACUACCUGCGCAUCACGACCUGGAAGCUCCCGCCCACGGAGCACAUGUUCAGCACGUUCCUCCCGCUGGGCGCGCUGGGCCAGGGCGGCUUUGCGUUCCAGCAGCUCGGCGCGCAGGCGAUCCGCGUGUUCCCUGUCACGGAGACCCUGCCGGCCAUGAGGGCGGCGGCAGGAGGCGUAACCGGGGGGCCCGAGGCCGUGGCUGACGCACUGCUCGUGGCCAAGAUCCUCUUCACCUUGGGAUUCGUGAUUGCCAUUAUGCUCUGGGGCUUUGCGAUGCUGUGGCUGUUCUUUGCCGUGCUGAGCGUCACGCGGCAGCGCGUGCCGUUCAGUAAUGGCUGGUGGGCGAGUACGUUCCCACUAGGUGUGUUGGCGACGUCGACGCUCGCGAUGGGGCGGAAUCUGCCGUCUGUGGCGUUCCAGACACUGGGCACAAUCUUUGGGGUCGUGGUCAUCUUCAUGUGGGUUGUCGUCUCGUCCAUGUUGGUCGCACGGGUGGCCACGGGGAAGAAGUGGACG
Messenger RNA from Microdochium trichocladiopsis, 1113 nucleotides. Its product is annotated as voltage-dependent anion channel. NCBI's taxonomy places the organism in Eukaryota, Fungi, Ascomycota, Sordariomycetes, Xylariales, Microdochiaceae. The record is from RefSeq and is a predicted model, not a curated record. The annotation marks the transcript as partial. The transcript has a single exon. Gene Ontology annotation, cellular component: plasma membrane. Gene Ontology annotation, molecular function: sulfite transmembrane transporter activity. Gene Ontology annotation, biological process: sulfite transmembrane transport; transmembrane transport.